ACGACUCUAGCAUGGCACGCCGAUGCUCCAGUUCUACACGAACCAAAUCACAUCCAUCCAAGCCAUUCAAGUCAUGAUAUCGAGCCAGCGAGGCUGGUGAUGUAUGUUCAGACCUUCCAAACGCCAUCCAAAGAACCUUUAUCACUGCUGCCACUCCUCGAACAUGAAACGAAAGUUACACAUGUUAUACUGGCUUCUUUGCACUUGCAUGAUGUACCAGGCGAAAUCAGAUUGAAUGAUCAUAAACUCAGUGAUCCGCAUUGGAACCAGCUUUGGCUUGAGAAGACCGUAUUGCAGCAUAAUGGCAUCAAAGUAAUGGCUUUACUAGGAGGUGCCGCGGGAGGGACUUACAAGAGAUUGAACGGAAGCGAGGCGUCGGUUAGUGAUUUCCCAGUUCCUCACCUGCCACCCAAAACAGAACAUCCCUGAUGUAAUCAAGACAUCCCGCUCACCCAAAGCAAUAGUUUUACGCCUUCUACAAUCCUCUGCUACGCCUGUUGAAAGAGUACGACUUCGACGGCAUCGAUCUCGAUAUCGAAGAAGAUGUGGACAUCAGCACCCCCAUUCGCUUGAUGACCGCCUUGCGUCGAGAUCUGGGCCCCGAUUUUAUCAUCACAAUGGCACCUCUCGCAUCAGCCCUAUCCGACAAAGCGGGACAGAACCUCUCGGGAUUCUCGUAUUUCGACCUCGACAUCUUUGCAACCAUGCCAGGUUCCGACGAAAAGCUUGUCUCUUGGUAUAAUGGCCUCUUCUAUGGGGGGUUUGCGAGAGGUCCACCGUUCUUCGAAUCUGUUGUAAGAGCUGGGUGGGAUCCUAAUAGAGUUGUCACGAUUGUGUUGGACUGUGCUGAGGAUGGACAGCCGAAUGGGUUUGUGCAUAUUGAGACGUUGCAGGAAACCAUUAAAAGUCUGCGAGUUAUACAUCCUAGCCUUGGGGGGGUUGGUGGUUGGGAGUAUCAUGAUGCUGGUAUGAGCGAUUGGGAUGAAUAUGAACCGUGGAAGUGGGUGAAGAAGGUUGGUGAUGCAUUGUUUGACCUGCCUCCCAAUCCACUACCAAUACGCAAGAACCACGAAUUGUAG
This is a messenger RNA of Hymenoscyphus albidus, 1079 nucleotides long. NCBI's taxonomy places the organism in Eukaryota, Fungi, Ascomycota, Leotiomycetes, Helotiales, Helotiaceae. The record is from the annotation of a GenBank genome assembly.